AUGAAACCAGAGAAUUAUACACAAACUUCAGUAUUUCUUCUUCUGGGAUUUUUUGAGGAACCAGAAUUGCAACCCAUCUUCUUCGGGCUGUUCCUGUCCAUGUACCUGGUCACCUUGUUUGGAAACCUGCUCAUCAUCCUGACCAUCAUCUCAGACUCCCACCUCCACACACCCAUGUACUUCUUCCUCUCCAUCCUGUCCUUUGUAGACAUCUGUUUCACCUCCACGACCAUCCCAAAUAUGCUGGUAAAUAUGCAGAAACAGAGCAAAGUAAUAACCUACACAAUCUGCAUCACUCAGAUGUUCUUUAUCAUGCACUUUGUAGUGUUGGAUGGCUUGCUCCUGACUGCGAUGGCCUAUGACAGGUUUGUGGCCAUCUGUCACCCCCUGCACUACAAAGUCAUCAUGAGCCCCUGGCUCUGUGUGUUGCUGGUUCUGGUGUCCUGGAUGACGAGUGUCCUGCAAUCCCUGUUACAUACUUUAAUGGUGCUGAGGCUGUCCUUCUGUACACACUUGGAAAUCUCCCACUUUUUCUGUGAACUCAAUGAGGUGGUCCAUCUUGCCUGUUCUGAUACCUUUCUUAAUGACCUGGUGAAGUAUUUUACAGCAGCACUGCUGGGUGGGGGAUCCCUUGCGGGUAUCCUUUACUCCUACUACAAGAUAAUUUCCUCCAUAUGUGGAAUUUCAACAGCUCAGGGGAAGUAUAAAGCAUUUUCCACCUGUGCAUCUCACCUCUCAGUUGUCUCCUUAUUUUAUGGUACAGGCCUAGGAGUGUACCUUAGUUCUGCUACUGCACACAAUUCACACUCAAGUGCAACAGCCUCAGUGAUGUACACUGUGGUCACACCCAUGCUGAACCCCUUCAUCUACAGUCUGAGGAAUAAAGACAUAAAAAGGACACUGAAGGAUUCUUUGGGAAAGAAACUAAGAAAGAGCCAAUUGUCCUGUUGCUAA
This is a messenger RNA of Galeopterus variegatus (Sunda flying lemur), 954 nucleotides long. RefSeq names its product olfactory receptor 7A10-like. The transcript has a single exon. Gene Ontology annotation, biological process: G protein-coupled receptor signaling pathway. The record is from RefSeq and is a predicted model, not a curated record. Gene Ontology annotation, cellular component: membrane. Gene Ontology annotation, molecular function: olfactory receptor activity; G protein-coupled receptor activity. The coding region runs from base 1 to 954 and encodes 317 amino acids. Lineage: Eukaryota; Metazoa; Chordata; Mammalia; Dermoptera; Cynocephalidae.